CAUUUUUGAAUCAUCUUUUCCACUUAUUUUCCAGUUCUAGAUUUUUCUUCCUUUUUCAAUUAUAUUCAUUUUAAUAACCAAUAAUUUGCAGAAAAACCCAUUGACGGAGGAAGAGGAGAGGAGAUUGGUGGCAUUACAUGAGCUACUUGGGAACCGGUGGUCGGAGAUCGCGAAGUGUAUUCCUGGCCGGUCGGACAACUUGCUCAAAAACCACUGGAACACAACCAAGAGGCGGCAGUUCACCAAGAAAAAACUCAAAGAGAGCGGCAGCCUAACCGAUAACGGGAAUAAGAACUCACUAAGAAGAGACCUAUGGUUCUAGAGAACUACUCCCUCCGUUCCUAAAAAUUCUUCCCGGUUUGAAUUGGCACGCCUAUUAAGAAAGUGGAAUAAAGUGGAAAUGUGUGGUUGUGUGAGAAAAAGGUAAAAUGAAUGUGAGCCACACAAAUUGUCCAAAAAGGGAAAGUGAGAAGAAUUUUUGGGAACGGCCCAAAAAGGAAAGUGGGAAGUAUUUUUGGGAACGGAGGGAGUAUAUUAAGUAUGAAUACUUCGGCGGUCUCAGCCUUGCCCCGCCACAACAGAACAACAUUGACGCCCGUGGUGGUAACAUUCAGCAGUCUACGGCCAUGGUGGUGUUCCCGGCCGGCGAGCAGAACGAACACCGUGAGUGGCCACCGCUUUUGGCUGAAUCCCACGACAAGGACAUGAGCUUUAUGGCAAACCUCUUUGGAGCCUCGCCGUCUUCCGCGUCAACGGGGCGUCAAUGUUGGUGGUGAACACAAGAGUGGAGCCCAUAAUAUAGAUAAGGAGAAUGGGGUGGAGGCGGAGAACGACCGCUGGAGCAGCUACUUAGCGUUUGAGUAGAGCUUCUAAAAUAAAGUAUUCAAAAACUGUUUUUAUAUCGCAAUGUAACCUGCAUGACUUUAAUUUGUUUAUUUGUCAAAGUUUAAACUCUGCUUAAAACAUUAAUUUAAUUGUUGGGGUGUUAAAGUUUAGUGGAAAUUACCCGUAUGAUC
Molecule: messenger RNA, 1016 nt
Organism: Cuscuta epithymum
Lineage: Eukaryota; Viridiplantae; Streptophyta; Magnoliopsida; Solanales; Convolvulaceae
Source: the annotation of a GenBank genome assembly